GGGGGGGGUUGUGUGCUUGCCUGCAACAUGACAUUUGUUUUAAAUGUAAUGAAAUGUUGGUAUAAUUAUUGUGUUUCUUGCUGUAAACUAAACCCAGCAUUGGUCAAUUUAUUAGCAAACAAACGUUUUCUUAUUUUCUUUUCAGCACUUUUGUGAGGGGGUGUCGUUAAACAUUCAUUCAUUCAAUCAUUCAUUCAGCACUUUUAUUGUUCUAGUUGGAUAAGAACAAAUCCAACAAUAUGACAAUCAUCGAUGAGGAGAACCGACCGAUUAUAAAGAAGAAACCCGAAGCGGCGGAGAGCAGCGAUGAAAAAAACCAGUCGUUGUGGUCGUUAUCUAGUGGAAAACGAUUUCUGUUAGUCAUGAUGUUCUUUGGUAAUGUUUUUGUGUUUUCCGGAUAUUCCCUGCUGUCGCCAUUUUUCCCAAAUGAAGCUGCGAAGAAAGGUACGUCGCCAGGCCUAGUUGGACUGAUAAUAUCUUCCUACGAGUUUGUCAUGUUUCUGACAGCGCCCCUGUUUGGAAAAUAUAUAGCCACUCUGGGGUUUCGCUUUAUGUACGUUACUGGCGUCUUCGUGUGUGCUUUUUGCACUGCACUGUUCGGUAUUUUAGCUUACGGUCCAUCUGGAAUUAUUUUCAUCGUGAUGUGUCUCCUAACUCGCUCCUUAGAGGCCAUUGGCUCCUCUGCUUUCAUCACAGCAUGUUUGACGCUGGGCACGAUAAGUUUCCCUGACAACGUAGCUCUAGUGGCUGGAUAUUUAGAAUCAGCUAUGUCUGUGGGAACGCUGAUUGGACCAACUAUAGGCGGAAUACUCUUCCAGGAGGGAGGAUACUAUUUACCAUUUGUGACAGUGGGCGGGGCGAUUCUUGUGUGUGGGGUAGUCUCUUGCGCCUUCUUGCCGAAACCAGAAAAAGCGAUACCGGGCAAGGCCGGGUCGUACACGGUUCUCUUCAGAAGUAAAGUCGUGUGCCUGUCUACAUACGUCAUCAUAUGCAUGGGUUUUUCCCUGUCAUUCUUCUCCCCGACUCUAGCGCAACAUCUGCAACAAUUCAACUUAAAUCCUUUGCUGAUUGGACUAGUAUUUACUGCCUGUCCUGUAAUCUACUUCUUGCUGGGACCUAUCACUGGCCGGAUGGCGGACAGCGGAUAUCACAAACCCAUGAUGGUCACAGGAUGUUUCUUAACUUUUCUUGGUAUCCACCUUAUAGGUCCUUCUCCAUUAUUGUCAACAAAACCUACUCUGUGGAUCACCAUUGUUGGACUUCUUGUCAUUGGAUGUGGUUUGGCGUUCUCUCAGUCGUCGUCCUUGAAGAAUAUCGUGGAAGGAGCAAGAAGUAUUGGAAUAGGGGCUGACUCUAACGUGUAUGGACUGAUGUCAGGAGUCUAUACGUCGGCCUUCGCCGUUGGUAUGUUCACCGGACCACUGGUUGGAGGGUUUACUGUAGAACAUCUCGGCUUUCAGAUGAGCUGCCUUGUGCUCUCUAUACCGGUCCUUAUCUCAGGAAUUUUGGUCACUAUAUAUACAGCGUCAGUGAGUACGUGUAUGUGUAAAUGUCGUUCAGUUUGCUGCGACCAACAUUCCUCGGAAGACCAAGAAAUGAUAAUGCUGCAGGCGAAACCAUAGCGACUCUUAUACAAGAAUAAAACAAUAUUUAACAAGACCUGUGGUCUCAAGCUAAAAUAAUGGUUAUUUUAGCACUUGGUACAGAGAGAGAGAGAGAGAGAGAGAGAGAGAGAGAGAGAGAGAGAGAGAGAGAGAGAGAGAGAGAGAGAGAGAGAGAGAGAGAGAGAGAGAGAGAGAGAGAGAGACACACACACACACACACACACACACACACACACACACACACACACACACACACACAAUCCCCAUAGGCUUCUCCUACCAAAACCCGAUCAAGAAAUUGGCUUUGUACAUUCUCAUAGCCUUUGAAGGCGCGUGAGUAGGAAUUUUAGCAACGGGAGGGAGGAGGGGUGUUGAAGCCCAAGUUGUCCCAACUGCCGGUGCUCAGCCCAAGAGGACAUUGUGGCGGCCGAAGUUUAUAGUGGGAUUGAGCAAAAAGACAAUUUGCUUGUGUAAGGAGGGGUCUUGUGUAAGGAGGGGUCUUGUGCUAGGAAACUCUGCACACGCUCUUGCUUUAAUGCACGUGUUGUGGAACUCUGGUUGGGACGGUGGUAAUUCCAUAAGGCAGUUUACUUUUGAAGUGGCAUCUUCACACAAUUCUAUGCUGCAGAACAAGAUAAAUGAACCAUGAUGCAAAUUUAAUAAACGCGUUCCGGGUUGUUAUUUUAAUAACUUAUGUGUAACUCUUAAAAACCUAGGGCCUAAAUCACUAAACUCUCGCAACGUUGCGAUCUCGCAGUGAAUGAAUGAAUGAAUGUUUAACGACACCCCAGCACGAAAAAUACAUCGGCUAUUGGGUGUCUAAC
Gigantopelta aegis is the source of this 2428-nucleotide messenger RNA. RefSeq names its product MFS-type transporter SLC18B1-like. The coding region runs from base 240 to 1622 and encodes 460 amino acids. Gene Ontology annotation, molecular function: transmembrane transporter activity. The record is from RefSeq and is a predicted model, not a curated record. Gene Ontology annotation, biological process: transmembrane transport. Lineage: Eukaryota; Metazoa; Mollusca; Gastropoda; Neomphalida; Peltospiridae. The transcript has 13 exons.